Messenger RNA from Aspergillus nidulans FGSC A4, 473 nucleotides. RefSeq names its product U4/U6-U5 snRNP complex subunit DIB1. The coding region runs from base 42 to 473 and encodes 143 amino acids. Gene Ontology annotation, biological process: mRNA splicing, via spliceosome. The transcript is spliced from 5 exons. Gene Ontology annotation, cellular component: U4/U6 x U5 tri-snRNP complex; nucleus; U5 snRNP. NCBI's taxonomy places the organism in Eukaryota, Fungi, Ascomycota, Eurotiomycetes, Eurotiales, Aspergillaceae. The record is from RefSeq and is a predicted model, not a curated record.
ACCCGAUUUCGUUUCCUUGAGUUAUUGCUUUUUUUGUCAUCAUGGGUUCUGUUGUUCUGCCUCAUUUGCGCACUGCGUGGCACGUUGAUCAAGCUAUUCUCUCGGAAGAAGACAGGCUAGUGGUUAUUAGAUUUGGCAGGGAUCAUGACGUCGACUGCAUGCGCCAGGAUGAAGUGCUCUUCAAGAUUGCCGAGCGAGUAAAGAACUUUGCCGUCAUCUACCUCUGUGAUAUUGACGAGGUGCCCGAGUUCAAUACAAUGUAUGAACUUUUUGAUCCAAUGACGAUCAUGUUCUUCUUCCGGAACAAGCACAUCAUGUGCGAUUUCGGAACCGGUAACAACAAUAAGUUGAACUGGGUCCUUGAAGAUAAGCAAGAGUUGAUUGAUAUCAUUGAGACGAUCUACAAGGGCGCCAGGAAAGGAAGGGGUCUUGUUGUUAGCCCGAAAGAUUACUCUACAAGAUACCGGUAUUGA